Messenger RNA from Pocillopora verrucosa, 3296 nucleotides. RefSeq names its product golgin subfamily A member 6-like protein 7. Lineage: Eukaryota; Metazoa; Cnidaria; Anthozoa; Scleractinia; Pocilloporidae. The record is from RefSeq and is a predicted model, not a curated record.
CAUUGACCUUUGAAAACGUGACUUUCCUUUAUCUUCACCUCAGCAGCUACAAAAUCGACUCAUUUUUAAGGAUUAUUGACCUAAGAAGCUUCUCCCGUGUAAUCUGAAGAGGAGAUUUCAUUCAUUCAGGUCUAUAUAUGACUUCAUACCUUGCAAGAACACAAACCCUUAAAGAGGAAAAAGACUUGAGGAUGUUUCAUCCAAAGGAAAUGCAAUGUGAUAAACGUGACGAGGGUGAUGAGCAAUGUAAAUUGACAGAAGAACCUCUGGAGAAAAAAAAGAUCCGCAGUAAGGCUGAAGGGGAACACCCAGCCAAUGAGAACAGUAACAACAUCCUAACUUCCAACUACGAAAGUGAAGAGAACCUAGAAAACUCUCAUUCCGAAGACUUUAAAAUUGGUACUCAGAAAGAGAAGGAAGAGGGAUGUGGAUUAACAGACCAAUCCUGGGUGGAUGAUACAGACUGCACUCAACUCGAAGGUUCGCCUGAACUAUGCAGUGAGACUGAAGAGGAAACCCAUUCCCAUGAGGAAAAAGACAUUUCGUCUCCUGGUUUCAAUAACGAAGAGGAGUUUGAGGAUGAUGAAAAGGAUUGUAAUCAACUUGAGAGUGGAUCAAUUGUAUUUAAUGAGGGUCUUACCAGCGAAUCGUUGCAUAUCCGUAUGGCACUUCAUGUUCAGAGUAUCUUCAGCAAGUUAUGGAACGCUUUUUUCACCAUUUUGUAUCUGUUAACUAAAGGUGCAGGUAAAAACAAGGACGCCCAGACUAAACCCCCUCCUUAUGAUACAAAAGUCUCCAAACCAAGCGAUGGCCUGGUCGCCGACGUAUCUUUUGCCACACUUAAAGAUAUGGACGUCUAUAUUAAGAAGCUUGAAAGAAGAUUAGCUGACCUGGAGAAAAUGACCAAAGAAAUGGCCCAACUCGACUCGCGAUCGAAGGAAAUAAAUAAUCGCACAGAGAGGAUGGAAGAGAAGUUGACCCAACACGAUUUACAAUUGAUAGAAAUGGAAAAUAGUGCAAGGAAGAUGGAAAAUUAUGGGGAGAUAAUAAUGGUCCAACAAGAUUUGCAGUCCAAAGAAAUGGAAAAGUGGACAGAGAAGAUUGAGAGGAAAAUCUCCCAGUACGACUCACAAUUGCAAGAGAUAGAUAAUCGUGGAGAGAUGAUGAGGAAUAAAAUGGCCCAAAAAGAUGUGCAGUCCAAAGAAAUCAUUCAACGGGCAGAGAAGAUAAAGAGAAAUAUUGCCCAGCACGACUCACAAUUGCAAGAGAUAGAUAAUCAUGAGGAGAUGAUGAAGAAUAAAAUGGCCAAACAAGAUUCGCAGUCCAAAGAAAUCGUUAAACGGGCAGAGAAGAUAGAGAGAAAUAUUGCCCAGCACGACUCACAAUUGCAAGAGAUAGAUAAUCAUGAGGAGAUGAUGAAGAAUAAAAUGGCCAAACAAGAUUCGCAGUCCAAAGAAAUCGUUAAACGGGCAGAGAAGAUAGAGAGAAGUAUUGCCCGGCACGACUCGCAAUUGCAAGACAUGGAUAAUCGUGGUGAGAUAAUGAAGAAAAAAAUGGCCCAACAAGAUUUGCAGUCCAAAGAAAUGGGAAAGUGGGCAGAGAAGAUUGAGGGGAAAAUCUCCCUGCACGACUCGCAAUUGCAAGAGAUCGAUAAUCGUGGAGAGAUGAUGAAGGGUAAAAUGGCCCAACAAGAUUUGCGGUCCAAAGAAAUCGUCAAACGUGCAGAGAAGAUUGAGAGAAAUAUUACCCAGCACGAUUCGCAAUUACAAGAUAUGAAUAAUCGUGGAGAGAUGAUGAAGAAGGAAAUGGCCCAGCAAGAUUCCAAGUCCAAAGAAAUGGAUAAACGGGCAGAGGAGAUUGAGAGAAAUAUUGCCCAGCUCGACUGGCAAUUACAAGAUAUGAAUAAUCGUGCAGAGAAGCUGAAGAAGGAAAUGACCCACUACGAUUCGCAAUUGCAAGAGAUGGGUAACCGUUGUGAGUCAAUGCAGGAUAAAGUGGCCCAACAAGGUUCACAGUUUGAAGAAGCAAGUAAUCGUGUUGAGAGGAUGAAGAGGGUGCUGGCCCAACAAAUGGAUCACCUUAAAGAGAGGAUGGAGAAGGGAAUGCGAGAAGUAGGCGAAAUAGUUAACAACCAUUACGCCUUUAUCUGCAUUCAGGACCAGAAGACCGUCCAUCUUCAUAGUUACCUCAACAGAGUGUUACAACAGCACUUGAUCUACUGGCGAAAUGGUCAAACCCAAUUACGAAAUAGCUUAGAUUAUCUGAAUGCGCGAAUUGAUACCUUAUUCGCAAUGUCUCCAAGUACACCGGCUGAACUGUAAUGUUCUAGUCAUCUAGUGAGGCAUUUGCCACUAUCAUCAUGUAGGCUGAUGCUGCAUGCUACAUUGAUUUCGUUGUUUUUUAAAAUCAGUUUAAAAUUUUUGCAUGGCACAAACAGUGUGAGCCCUUUUUCUAAUAUUAUGAGAAUUCUUUGUUUUAGCUAAAACUUUAUAGUAUACUUAUAAAGGAAAAAAUGAAAAAUGUACAUAAAGAUGGUCAAGACACUCCAAGCAAUUUGAUCAACAGUGAUGGGUUUCCCAAUAGAUUCAUGUUAAAAAAUAAUUGAGUGGCUUAGGGGUUUUGAGGAGAGUUCUGAAAGUCAGAGGACUAUAGAUGCUUCCAGAAAACAACUGAAAAGACCUUAGCAGUAAAAUCAGGGCUUACUUACCACUUGCAACCAGCUCUCAAGGCUGGAACCAUCAGUACAUAAACAAAAUUUGCGCAAUGCAUGUUGCAUUGGAUACACACGCCACUUGAAAAAAAUAUCAUUGUGAUUUCCAAACAAAGUGUUUUAUGGCGAUUUCUUUAUUCUAAAAGCUACAUAACGAUAUAGAUAUCAGAAGUGACAUUGUUAAGAGACUCUAAUGAUUAUUGUAUUUGCUAUUGUUUUGAAAUUGUAUGCUAAAACUAGAUAAGGUAGUGUUUUAAACAAUAAUUGGAAUCAGCGAUUGUAGAUAAAGCGACUCUAAAAAGCGAGGAUGUUACAGCAUUGGAUUGUUAACUAGCUAUUGAAAAUAUGGAUUUGUUACAGCCUCUAUUCACAUGCAAGGUACAAGUCAGUGUCAUAGUUUUGGGCGAUAUGAAUGAGUGAACCUGCUUAACUAGGUUGUUCACUUGUUGUAACUGAAUAUGCCAAGUCAUUUAUAGACGAAGCAACUUCUGGAAGAGAAGACGCAAUAAUUAGUAUGUUAUAAACUACUAAAAUAAAAAGUGUUUGGGAACUACUAAAAUUAGGAAUGUUCCGACUAAGUGUUUAA